AUGAGAAGUCUCAGUACGGCUCUUGGUAUCAUGUUCUUUUUACUUCGCUCGGCUUCUGGAGAAAGUGGCUCUUCGCCGGAUGAUGGCUUUGAAGAUGAGGAACUGGAGAACUAUGAUUUCACUUGUUUCAGUCAGUUGCAGGUCGAUGGCUCAAAUCACACCUUAACGUGCUUUUUUGAAGACUCAACUCUCGAUCAAGCUAAUCUGAAGAUUGAAUUAUGUGGUAAAUUUCUGAAUGAAAACUCCUGCCAGCCCUUGGAGAAGCUAGGAGGAGUCUAUUUUUUAAAAACAAAUGCAAUUUCCUUAAUUGGAUCUUGUACACUGUGUGCGAUCCUGGAGAAAAAAAAGAAAAACUGCAAGGAGAUGACCAUAACCAAAAUAGUUAAGCCUGAAGCCCCUUUUGGCAUAAAUGUGACCCAUCGUAAAAGGGCGAAUGACUUUCUAAUGACCUUCAACACAACGCAUACGUGGAAGGAUUACGCCAAAGAUUUAGUGCAUGAUGUAGCCUAUCGGCAAAAGAAAAGUGACUGGAUGCACAUCAAUUCAACCCUGACCCAAAUAACAUUCCUGGAGCGAAAGCUACAGCCGGGUGCAUCAUACGAAGUCAAGGUACGCUCGAUCCCGGACGGAAAAUACUUUGAAGGCACGUGGAGCGAGUGGAGCGCAAGUGCAUUCUUCGAGACCCCAGCAAAGCCCGCAGAAGGAAUAGAUCCGGUUUUGCUGUCCAUCAUUCUUCUGACUUUCUCUUUUGUGGCCGUGUUGGUCAUUCUGAUCUGUGUAUUUUGGGAAAACAGGAUUAAGCCCGUGUUAUGGCCCAAUCUCCCUGACCACAAGACAACUUUGGAGCACCUGUGUAAGAGACCAAAAAUGGGUUUAAACAUAAGCUUUAAUCCCGAAAGUCUCAAAGUGGACCAGAUUCAUAAGGUGGAUGAUAUUCAGGCCAAAGAGGAAGCGCAGAAUUUCCUGCAGGCACCUCCACCACCUGGCGAAGUCGACGACCUAUCCGAAAAACUCCUGCUGAGGGGAGGCUUGCAGGGCCCCGACUGGCCAUCUGAGAACAACCAGAUCCCCCCCGUGACGUUCGGAGGAAACUCACCCGCCGGCAGCCUGAACCGGAACUUCAAGAAGUGUGAGCUCUCUCUGAGCCCCAUCCUGAGAUUCCCUGGCCAGCUGGAAGGCAGCAAAAAAGAAGGCCACCUGUAUAGUGGCCUGCUGAUCCAGGCCGGCCCCGCCGGGAGCAAUUUGGGCUUUCCUUUCCCCCUCAAAUCGGGCCUCCUCAAGUCCACUGCUGCUCCCCAGGGGCAGCCCGGCAGUGCCGCUCCAGUGUUAAGCCAUGAAUACGUCACCAUGUCAAGCUUCUAUCAGAAUCAGUAAGCCUCCAGGCCCCCAGGACACAG
Molecule: messenger RNA, 1397 nt
Organism: Tachyglossus aculeatus (Australian echidna)
Lineage: Eukaryota; Metazoa; Chordata; Mammalia; Monotremata; Tachyglossidae
Gene: IL7R
Product: interleukin 7 receptor
Exons: 8
Coding region: 1-1374 (457 amino acids)
Biological process (GO): hemopoiesis; positive regulation of receptor signaling pathway via JAK-STAT; cytokine-mediated signaling pathway
Cellular component (GO): membrane; external side of plasma membrane
Molecular function (GO): cytokine receptor activity; protein binding
Source: RefSeq, a predicted model, not a curated record